UCGUUGAAACUUAUUUCACUUUGUCAUUUUGAACAUUAAACAUCGAGCGGCGGUUUGAACUAAAUUAUUAAAAUAUAUUAUAUUAAUAAUAACUACAGCAACAACAGCAACAACAAACAGCAUUUGAAGAACAGUACAAUAAAACUCGGUUAUAAAGUUAACGGGCGGAUUUUGUUUUAAUAUCAUUAUUCCCUAGAAGCUUGUGUCGGUAUACUACUAAAUUGUGGUUGUUAGUGUGUUAAAUUUUUGUUUGAGUACAUAAAAAAGUUGGAAAAAAAACACAAAAUUUAAUCUAAUAUAUAAAAAAAUAAAUUUACAUUUUAUGUUUGUGUAUGUUUGUUAGAAAUAAAAAAAUAAAAAUAAAAAGCAAAUAUUGUUGAGACGAAUAUUCAAAUCAACAACAAACAGCAACACAACGCAAGCAAAAAGAAUAAAUUAAUUUUUAUAUAAAUAAAAAAAUUUAUAAAUUAUUUAUAUUUUAGAAAACAAAUUUACAAACUAAUAGAACGUGCUAAACAUCCGAAAAAAAUAUUAUUCAAGUGUUUAAGCAAACAUAUUUAUUUAAUUGAAUAUUAAAAAAAAUCACACAAAUUACAUAAAUAAAUAGCUGUAAUUGUAAGAAAAAUGUACAAUAUGCAAUAUUUAAUCUUGGCCUCAGCUUUGGUGUUAAUGUUAACCGUACAACAAGGUUCAGCUAUAAAAUGUUUUGUAUGCAACAGUCAUAAAGAUGCAAAUUGUGCAUUGGAUAUGCCACCGGAUAAUCUACUAAAGGACUGUCAAGAGGACUAUUCUUCAAGGGGUCGUGGUAUCUCCACAUAUUGUCGUAAAAUAACACAAAUUAUUGAAUUUUCAGUAAAUAAUUUACCCCCCGAUAGCCGUACCAUACGUACCUGUGGUUUCCAAAAUCAAACUACCAACAAUUUCUGCUAUCAACGUGCCGGCUUUGGUGGCCGCCAAGUUGUGUGCUCCUGUGAUACCGACAAUUGUAAUGCUGCCUCCGGCCUGGGGGUGUCAUCGGUAGCCAUGGCCACAUCAUUAUUUGCUGCUGUAGCUUUAUUGCUGAAAAAGUUUGUUUAAUUUCGUAUAGAUUUUUAUUAAAUUUCAAAUUUUAAUUUUUUAAUUUAAUUAGUGAUUUUUACAAUUGUUAUGAUUUUGAUUUAUAAUAAUUUAUAUUACCACAUACCAUUUGUUAAACAGUUUUUUCCCUCAGCGUUAGUUUUAAGUUGAAAUUUAAUUUUCUUUUCACAAUGCAACAUUUUGAAUUACUAGAGUUAUCUAUGAAAUUUAUCUGAUUUUAAUUGGAUUUUACACAAUUAUAUUUUUAUGAUUUUUUUAUAUAGAUGUUUUAAUACAAAACUUUUGGCUUUAAAAAUGCUCUCAAAGAAAUAUAGGCAUAUGUAUAGAAAAAAUAUAAAGACAAAUCCUUGAUUUGUCUUAAAUUUCUUAAAUUUUAAAAAAUCAAAACUAAAUCCAAAAAAGCUGUUGAAUUCACAACUAUUUGUUUACUUUUGCUUCGUAUUCUUAUGUCAUUCACUCGAAAUUGAUGUCAAACAAACUGUGUGAUUUUACAUAGAAGUAAUGCUGCAGAUUGCAUUGAACUUUAAAGUUUAUAUUAUACCACAAAUACAACUAAUUUUUAAAAUACAUACAAUUAAUUUGUAUAAUAAAAAUUGUUAUAUUAUUAAUUGAAGUUGUAUUUUGUAUGUUUGUUUACUUUUGCUUUGUUUUCUUAUGUCAUGCAGUUGAGAUUGAUAUCUUAAAAGUUGUAUGAUUUUAUGUAUUAAUUUAAUUUGUUUUAAGGAUUUCUUUAAGAAUUCAUAUCAAGUUCAAUAGUCGAUGAUUGGAAAAAAAUCCGAUUCUUAUAGAAUUCAAGUCAAAUACAAAAAUUUCCACUUUUACUAAUUAUAUCACACCAAUUUCUUUCAGAGUAUUUCUAAGCCAAAGAAAUUUUUAUUUUCAAACACCAGCCCCUCCCCCUCUAUAUCUUUUUAACACAAAAAUAAGCUUUAAAUUUAAUAUUUAAAACAAACAAAUUUAAUGAUAAAAAAAAAACAUAAUAAUAAUGUGCUAAAUGUAAAAUCCUACAAAAUGAAAGUACGAAAACAAAAGUAUAAUACAAAUAAUAAUAAAAAACAUUUAAUAAAUUUAAUAUAAAAUGCAAUAAAAUUAUAAAAAUCUCCCUGAAAGUAUUAAUGAAAAUAAGAAUAAACGAAUAAUAUAUUGUAGCCUACCGUAAACCAUUUAUUUAAGUAAAUUUCAAGAUUUUAUUUCGAAAUAAAAAACCAAACAAACAAAACUUUUAAAUUUGUUAUUAAAAUAUAUAAAAAAAUAAAGAAAAAAAAACAUUUUUUUAAAUAAUAAGUUCAAAUCCAAAGAAGAAACAAAACACAGCUAAUACCAAAAAAUAAUUAAAUGAAAUUAAAUGUCCUCUAUGAAAAUUCCAAAUAAAACACAUUUAAUUUCAAAGAAAAUCUUUAGACUAGCAAUUAGAAGAAACGAAAACAAAAGAAAUCAACUGCUUUUUAAAAAAAAACUACAAAAAAACUUUAUAAAAAAAAUAAUUUAGCCUAAAAAUCAACAGUUAUAAAAAUAAAAUACACAUAAAAAUCAACUUCUGUAUUUAACUAAAAUUAAGAAAAUUUUAUAAAUAUUGAGUACUACGAAGAAAAAUCAAAUAAAUUUAUAAAUAAAAUCAUGCAGUUUCACAAAACCUUAUGAGAAAUAAAAAAAUUUACAAAAACAUCUAAAGAUUAACUCAAGUUUUUACAAAAAAAAGAUUUAGUGGCUGGGAUGGCAUUUUUUUGGGCAGUAAAUAUAACAUGAGAGUUCAUAAGUGAAGGUUAAUUUCAAGAUUUAUGGAUAUUCAACCAACCAAGUAUUCAAGUCAAGCUGUAAUAUUGAGGAUUCUUAAGACUGCGUUUUAAAGAAUCGAAUCAUAAGUUUCUUACAUACAAAUCAAGGGUUUUAUGUUUCUUAAAGAGAAAUCGUGGAGUUUUGUAAAGAAUCCCAAAUUUAAGGAAAUAAAGAACUUUAAAAAUUUUGUAUAUCUUUAUUUGCAGUGCUAGAACGAAAAAUGUUCUCGCCAUUUAUGUCAAAGUUUUAUAAAAAUGCCGCCCACCACUACGCUUUAAAUCUAUAAGCAGUCUAUAAAAAUAAAACCUUGCACUUUACACAUCCUUGUUGUAAUUGUUAGGCAAAAACAAAAUCACAUUCAAUAUAAAUAGCAAACCACAUACUAAAAUAACCAUAAUUGGCGAAACAUGUUAAAGUCAUAUUUAAAUACAAAUUAUAAACGCCCCCACACACUCAAAUACACACACACAUUCACUUGUUACUGACCAACUGCCAAUAAAAUGAAACAAAUUAUUAUAAAAACAAAUGAAGCAAAUAUUGUUAAAUAUUGUAAUAAAUAAAAAAAAAUAUUUGAACAACAAAUGCAUAGAGACAUAACACUCACUUAACAUAAAUGGUCCUAAAUGAUCCAUAAAACACCCAUACAUUUAAAGAAGAAAAAGUUUUAAAAUUCAUCUUUGUUUUGUGAGCAUUUUUAAAACUUUGUUUUCAAUAAAGAACAAAAUUUAGCAAAUGAAACUAAUUUUUUUAGUAUCAUUAGAACAAACCCCUCCCCCUUCUCACUCUAUAAUUGUUAAUAGUAGUUUUUUCUCUUAAAAGAAAACGAAAAAAUUAAUAUUUAAAACAUCGCUAUAAAACAGAAAUUAUUGGUCUAAGUAAAAAAACAAGACACUUAACAAAAAUUGCUCGAAGUUAAAAAAAUAAAACCUUCUAAAAUGUCCUUUAAUAUUAAUAUGUAAUUUGUUAACAAAAAAAAACAUAAAUAAUUUAUAAAAAACCAAACAAAAAAAUAUGUAUUUCUUUAGUAAAAAUUGUAAAAGCUGAUAUAAUGUCAUAAAUGGAAAUAUUGAAUAAAAAUUUAAUAAAAAUAAUAAAAAAAAUAUAAAA
Calliphora vicina (urban bluebottle blowfly) is the source of this 3960-nucleotide messenger RNA. RefSeq lists its product as uncharacterized. The coding region runs from base 625 to 1077 and encodes 150 amino acids. The transcript is spliced from 3 exons. The record is from RefSeq and is a predicted model, not a curated record. Lineage: Eukaryota; Metazoa; Arthropoda; Insecta; Diptera; Calliphoridae. Gene Ontology annotation, biological process: positive regulation of voltage-gated potassium channel activity; regulation of synaptic transmission, cholinergic; sleep.